AUGGACAUACCAGACCGGGUAUUAGAUCCUCUUUCAAAUGUCAACACAGCAGAAUCAUCCCAGUUAGAAAAACAACUUUUAGAAUUAACCACAAAUGAGGAAAUCAAAUUCAAAUUCAAGAAUAGCUAUCAAAAAUUUUGGCUGCAAAAGCCAAUCAUGGAACUGUACCCUAGUUUAUGGUCGAUUGUUCAACGAUUUCUGAUAGCAUUCCCACCAUCGUAUUUGUCUGAACGUGGAUUCAGUGCUGUAGCAAUACUGGUAAAAAAAAAGGGAAAUCUGUUGCUUGUUACCGAACGCGGUGAUUCACGGCUGUUUUUGAGUAAAUUUGAGCUAGAUAUUAACAAACUCGUUUAUGCACAUCAAGUUCAUCCAUCACAUUAAGUAAAUGUUAAAUUUUGAAUUCAUAACUUUUUUAUAGCAUGAUUUUAAUAAAAAAUACUAUUAAUAUGAAUAAUUUUAAUAAUAAAUGUUUCGUUUUAAUAAAAAUACUUUUAAGUAUGAAUAAGUAUGCGUUUUAAUUGCUGUCAUCCAAAAAGCUAAUUUAAAAUUUAUGUUAGAACUCAGAAAUAAGAUAUAACAUAUUUAUAUAUUAUAAAUUGUGAUAUCUGUUUUUAAAAGACAUAACAGAUGGUAAGUUAAAAUAUUUUUUUUUUGGGGGGGGGAGGGGCGCUAGAAAAUUUUUGAUUCUCAAAGUGGGCGGUGGAUGAAAUAAGUUUGAGAACCUAUGGUCUAAAGUUUUACCGAUUUUUCCACAAGAACGUGAAACAUUGAAUCUCAUACUUAUUACAUUAUAUCAGCGUUUCCUAACCUGGGGGGGGGCGUGUAAACAUUUCUGGGGAGGCAUAUGCAAUCAUUACAAAAUACAAUUUUUAUUUAUUAAAUUAUUUUUAGUAGAAAUUAUGCUUUUACAAUUUGAAAAAGACGAUCUUCAUGAGAAUUUUACAAAAGAACAUUUUACAUUCUACUUUGCAUACCUAGCAGAAUUUUUGAGUCUAUUAAUUACCUAAAUCUCAAAUUACAAGGGAGGAAUAUGAACGUCAUAGCCGCCAAUGAUUCUAUCAACUCAUUUCUAGAAAAGAUACAAUUGUGGAAAUGCCGAGUAAACAAAGAUACUCAUAUUUUUUUCAUUUUUCCAUCGACUGAAUGAAUUUAUCUCUGAUGAAGAACAUUUUUCUCUUAUUGAAUUGAACAAUAUAGUUAUUAAGCAUCUUGAAAGUUUGACUGAUGAAUUAAUACGAUAUUUUCCGGAUGUUUCGAACAAAAGUUGGCAAUAUUCGCUAACAAGUUGUCCAUUCAGUUCUGACAGACACAUUACCCGAUACACUACUAGAAUAGGCAAUCGAGCUGAAGAACGAUUCACGCGCCAAAAUUGAUUUUAACAACGGCAGCUCUUUGGAAGAAUUUUGGAUAAAAUGCCAACCCAUUUAUCCGGAAAUUUCAAAUGAAGCAUUAAAAGUCCUGGUACAAUUUUCAUCAACCUUCUUAUGUGAAUCCGGGUUCUCCAGCUUGGUGGUUAUAAAAACAAAACACAGACAUGGCUGGGAUGUUGAAUCAGACUUGAGGUGCUCUUUAACAAACAUUGAGCCAAACAUAAAAAAAUUGUCUAUAGAAAAGUAUUGCCAGUCUUGAAAUUAAUAAAUUGUAAAUUUCAUUAUAUUAUAUUAUGUACUAUUUUACUAUUUUAAUUAUUAUCAUUAAUAAAAUUGAAUUCAUCUCGGAUAUUUUAUAUUUUCUUUGUAAAGUACCCAAAAAAGUGAUAUAUUUUUCAUGUUAUAGAUGGGGGGUGGGGCACGAGAGUUUCGAAAAUCUACAAAGGGGGCGUAGAAUAAAAAAGGUUGGGAACCACUGCCUUAUAUGGACUUGUUUUCGACUAUUUUAUAUUUAUCUGCUAUUUAUGGCUAGAUACGUUGUUUUCCUAAUGAUUGAUACUAAUAUUAUUAUUAUUAAAUUAUAACUGAUAAGUAUUUAGUAUAGGCGACUGCAAAUUUAAUAUGUAUCUGUUUGGCUAUAGAAUUAGAAGUAUUUAUUUAUAUAGGUAAUAUACGUGCACCCAUAUUAUGCAAUCAGUAAUGAACUAAAGACAAAUGCAGGGCGGAAAAAAAUCAUAUUUUAUAAAAUAUCGAAAUUUUCAAAAUUUGUUAUUUCAUGAAAUUUUAAAUACUAAUAUUUUUUCAAAAUAAAUAAAAUAAUACUCAUCGGCUAUAUUGUUACAUAAUUUUUUUUAUAGUUACGUAAUUUUAUUAUUUUCGUGUGACAAUACUUAAACCGUGCCGAAAAAUAACUAAAUAGGCAUUAUAUAUUUUCUAUAACAGUAUUUGUUUAAUAUUGUAUCAAUUUUCCGGUUUUUUCUGGUUUUUUUCGGUUUUUCACUUGUGCUAAGAAGAAUCUUGGGAAAAUCGAAAAAUGACCUCCUUGAAAUACCUUCCUAGUCAUAUUUCCUAUUAGAAAAAGUUCUAUCAUUAUAUUUUGCAGCAAAAUUGCUAAUAGAAAAGUUGUCUACAGAAAAAAAAUCUUAAUAUUUUGCUAAUAUAUUUCGUAAAUUUUCCUGUUUUUUCUACAUUUUUUACGAUUUUUCCCAGAGUUAUGAAACCGCUUGAAAAAUUAAAUAAAUUAAUCUCCCUGAAAUACUAUUUAGACAAAUUUCUUUUUAGAAAAUAAGCUACAUUUGAUAAAUCGGAGCCAGAUUUCUGGUAGAAAAGUUUACACAACAAAUUGAGGGGUAUUUUUCGAAUAAAAUAAUCCGAAGAAGCGAUAGCUGGGUCUCUAGGCAUACCUAAAAUGCAUUUUAUUAUUCCUGAUUAAGUAAAAGUGAAAAAAUAUAUGCACACAAUAUUUUCCGAAACACGAGUUUGAAUUCAUGACCCUAAGAUAAUAGGUAUGUUUAACUAUUCGGCUAUGACAAACAUAUCUAAGAGUAAACAAUACAGAAUAACAACAUAUAAUAUCAGAGUUUCAAAAAGCUUUAGUUUCGAAACCUAGCAAGUUGGCUCAAUUCUAACUUCACCAUCGUUCUUAAAUCGGCAAUAUACAUAUGUUGAAAAAAAAAGGUUGAAAAUUAGAUUUGUUCCAUCAAACUUUUUACUCAAGAAAGUUUCGUCGAAAUUUGAUAUUAAAAUUCCUACCCUAGUCUUUACAUUCAACAGUAUCUUCUGAUCCAUAUACUCGUACUUGAUCUUAUUUUAAAAACAUAUUGGAAGGUAAAUACCCAAUAUACAUUAUUGACAGUACCUAUCGAUCUAUCGGAUUUCGAUAAUAAUGUAUUUUAUUCUAAAUGCGGUACAGGUCAUUAGGUAUAUUGUUAGAUAACUUACGAGAUUAUUUCGUUGACAUUUCAGUUUACCAAUAAUUUAGUUAUUUGUUUCUUCAGUGAUACUUCAAGUACAUUAUUUUUAUGUAAUUUCAUUUUAUUUUGACAAUGGAGAAUAGUUCGUACCAGUUCGUAAGAGAGGUAUAAGAAAUGAAUCGACUUAUUUAAGAAAUGUAAUUAAAACUGCAAGAAUUGAAGGUAAGGAGCAUAACAAUUAUAAAAAUCAAAUAAUCCUACCCAAGAAAAUAGCUGUUACAUUAUGUAAUUGUUCAAUGAAAUGUAAUUUAAGUGAAAUUGAUAAAGAAUUUGUGUUUAAACAUUUUUAUAAAAUUCCUAAUAAAAAUGAACAGGAUUUAUUUCUUAAGGGGUUAAUAAUAAAAGAACAUUGUAAAACGUAUAGAUCUCACAAUGAAAAUGCAAUUUUAUUAGAAUACAGUUUUAAGUAUUUUUGUAUAUUGGGAUCUGAUAGGAAAAAAAGGUUGCACAACUGCGUUUUUUAAAAUAUAUGGUGCAACAGAAAGACGUGUGCGAACUAUUAGAGAAUACCUUAAUAAAGGGUUGACACCUAUCGACGAAAGAGGAAAAUCUAAAAGUCGUAACGCUAUUCCGCCUUCAAAAUUGAAACUUAUUCAUGAUCCUAAUUUUCCUGUAAAACAAAGUCAUUAUUCGGGCAAAAAAUUAUAUUAUUUAAAUAACUACCUAACUGUUAAAAAUGUUUGAGUGUUUUUUAACCAAACAUCCCACUUCGAAUAUUAAAUAUAAAUAUUGCAAUAAAUACUUCAGAGAGAAUUUCAAUUUAUCUUUUGGUAGACCACAAGUAGACACAUGUUGUAAAUGUGAAGAUUUAUCCAAUAAAAUAAAAAAUACAUUUUUAAAUGAAACUGCCAAAAGAACUGCUGUAGCAGAAAUGAUUGUUCACAAGCGCCAAGCAAAGCAAUUUUAUACUAUACUGAUAAGUUCUAGGGAUGAAAAUAAACAACUUGAUGAUUUUCUAUGUCUUACAUUUGAUUACAUGCAAAAUUUACAACUCCCGAAAAUUCCUGUCCAAGAUCUUUUUUACUUCCGUUAG
This is a messenger RNA of Cinara cedri, 4376 nucleotides long. The record is from the annotation of a GenBank genome assembly. NCBI's taxonomy places the organism in Eukaryota, Metazoa, Arthropoda, Insecta, Hemiptera, Aphididae.